This is a messenger RNA of Clonostachys rhizophaga, 1710 nucleotides long. NCBI's taxonomy places the organism in Eukaryota, Fungi, Ascomycota, Sordariomycetes, Hypocreales, Bionectriaceae. The record is from the annotation of a GenBank genome assembly.
AUGGGUCUCUUCGGAUUCAUAUACCCUGGCCCCCCUUUAGAACAUCCCGACCCUGCAACCCAGAACGACGACGGCAACGACAACGACGACGACGACGACAAUAACCCGGCUAAUAAUGUGAUCCGAUACUCUGCCACGCGCUGGGACGGCAUUCGGAUCGACGAAACCUUCCAUGAGGAGUGUUUGAGAGGAAUUAGCUCCAACACUCUCCGCAAGCUCCUCUACCAGACAGCGUAUACGUACAUCCCCUUGCCACGGGAGUUUGAACGUCGGCUUUCUUGGUUGAAGAACAAGUUUUCCCAGCCUUCAGAGGCUUUGUACCCUAUGCCAGAUGAAAUGAGGCACAUAGUCGUGACCCACGGCCUGCCCAGGCUCACAACAGUAUACGUGCUGUCGGGUAAUAGUGGUCCCAAUGGCUGGACGCCACUAUUUCUCACAAAACCCAUCUGGGCACAGUACAUCACAUUCGAGGGCCGCUUGUACAUCUCGGCUCUGACAAACGAGGCUCCUGUCACUGACGAUACCGGAGCCGGACCCAAGGGCAUGGUAAAGCUCCGGAAGCCGGAAGGACCUCUGGCCGCCAUCCACGUAGCUCUGGAUCAUCUCGGAAUUCGAAGAAUCGUUUUUACUGAUACCAGAAAAGUCGAUCUUUCCGACUAUCCGGUCGACACGAGCAUCGGCGGCUGGGUGAGCCUUCCACUCAGUGGACAGACUUACAUCCAUUGCGAGAGAGACGGUCAUAAACUCCGCCGUAUACUCUAUAACGGACUCGACCAGACUCUGUGGCGUUAUCUUUGGCCAGUGCCCCAGUCGCAGCCCAACAAUCUGAGGCUCUGGUCGCCCGACGAGCGCACAUUCCAGGCCCCAAUGAGGUAUCUGCACCUCAACAAGCCGAACACCCGCGGAUAUAGCAUCUGCUGGUUUUAUGAGCUCAUGACAAUCUGCCCCAAAUACGCUGGCGGCGACCCGCCCUACUAUGACGGCUGGGAUAUUGACCGCCCCAAGACCAUCUGGGCGUAUCUACCUAUCGAUCAGGGCGAGACGAUUGUUGAACUCUGGGAAGUAGAUGCAGCGACCAGCAAGGUGUUGGUUUUGACGACAAGCCACGGCCGGACUUUGACACUGGGAGUCCGACCAAAACCGGUUCAUGGCGGCCGUGCAUGGGUUCUCCAGGAUCGAAUCGAAGGAGAGCGCACUCUCCUGGCCGAAGAGUCAUGGUCCGGCCUUGGGAGGAUCGCGUUCCCGACCCCUCGUCCAACGCAGCAAGGAACCCCUCCGACCAUCCUCCCCCCCGUCAAAUACCCCGAGAGCAAGCAGGAGCUCUGGUAUUCAUCAGCCGAGCUGACCGGAGUAGUGUCCAUGAGAAUCUGCAAAAUGAAGGCCGUCAUCAUCGGUCUGCUGUUCUCGUAUGAGGACGGCCGCGAGCGAACCCUGGGUGAAGUCCGCUUUGAUCGCCUCGAGCCACAGAUUGAGACCAAAGGCACGCGAGGGGUUGUAUAUCAAGUGUCGGAGUCGGAAGAAACAAAGAGAAAGACUGUGGUUGAGCUUCGCACUUGGGACCCGGAGGAGGCCGAGUACAGUCUGGAAAACGAGGAGACUGGACGUCACUGUGUGCCGUGGCGCGGAACUUGGCACUGGUGGUUCUCGUACUUGGAGUGCAUGCUCUCGCACGAGGACGAGGUCGCUGCGUCAAUUGUUGAGGACAUGUAG